Molecule: messenger RNA, 4142 nt
Organism: Triplophysa dalaica
Lineage: Eukaryota; Metazoa; Chordata; Actinopteri; Cypriniformes; Nemacheilidae
Gene: ankle2
Product: ankyrin repeat and LEM domain containing 2
Exons: 13
Coding region: 440-3376 (978 amino acids)
Biological process (GO): negative regulation of phosphorylation
Cellular component (GO): endoplasmic reticulum
Molecular function (GO): protein phosphatase 2A binding
Source: RefSeq, a predicted model, not a curated record
UGCGCAAAGCGAGCUGUAAACAAUGCGACCCUUCUAGAGCGUCUGAGCUAUUCCACAUAAACGUAUAAUUGAUCGCACACGCACAUCUGCGCGUUCACACCGCACAUGGCAUCACCUUUCAGUGCCGCUGAUAUUACGGGUGACGUUUUCAUCGCGAUUUCUUUAGACGUUUGUCAUCACCAUUAAUCACGCUCGUGGAACAUACAGACAAAAACUGUUUGGGCGUGACGCGUCGGUUUCGGUAAACUUUUUAAUGUCGUGAAAGUGUGUAGAGGAUGACGUGGAGUGAAUGUAGACGAGUUUCUUCCUACCAUUCACUUAACGCACUUGCGUUUUCGAACAAUACUGGGGAGAUUGACGCUGUCAGUCAACCGCUGUUGUGACGCGUCUUGGCGAGGCGGCGUGACGUCACCGAAGUAAAGGAUUUCCUAGGAGCACCAUGAUUGUAGUAGGUUACCGUAGCAGCAGAAGCAUGGAAGCGGUUCUGAGCAGGUUGAAAGGUCUGAGUGCCGACGAGCUGCGGGAGGAGAUACUCAAAUCCAACCUGAAGUGUGGCCCCAUCACUGCCACCACAAGAGCCAUAUUUGAGCGCAAGCUGGCCCGGGCUUUGGUGGAGAAUGCUGGAGUCACCGAACCUGACAGUAAUGGUUCCUCUGUGGGGACGGGCGAUUCUGGGAGUGUCAACCCCGCCAAACAGCCACCUGGUGCCACGUCGGCAGCCCCGGAUCCGGAUGCCGAUUUUGGGUACGGUUUGGGUCUUAACCCUCCUGAGGAGGAGGGUCUGAUGGAGUCCAGUGGAACGGUGUGUUCACCUAAUGUGGAGACCUCGAAGUCUGAAGCACAGACUCCCUCGAAAACAGCAGAGACGUCACCCAGUCUUUUCUACGGGGUGUGCCCUUUAUGGGAGGAUGUCCUGGCUAGGAAUGAGAGAGCUCACGUAUAUACAGAUAAGAAAGAGGCUUUGCAGGCUGUUAAAAUGAUGAAGGGGGCUCGAUUUAAGGCUUUCUCCAACCGCGAGGAUGCAGAGAAGUUUGCCAAAGGCAUCUGUGAUUACUACCCGUCACCUAGUAAAAGCACCCCGUGCGUUUCUCCCGUCAAGCCUGGCAUGGUGUUUGGUAAAGACCACACGUCUCUUGUAGAAUCUGACACGAUCAACAGGGAGAAAGCGAACAGUUUUAAGAGCCCUCGGACGCAAGAUUUGACUGCGAAGCUGAGGAAAGCUGUGGAGAAGGGAGAUGAGAUGGCCUUUUCUGAGCUGGUCUGGAGUAACCCUCGAUACCUCAUCGGGUCCGGAGACAACCCAAGCGUAGUCCAGGAGGGCUGCAGGUAUAAUGUGAUGCAUGUGGCCGCUAAGGAGAACCAGCCGGGCAUCGUCCAGCUUCUGUUGGACACUCUGGAGAAUCCGGAUUUCAUGCGGCUCAUGUACCCGGACGACCCAGACAGCAUGCUGCAGAAACGUAUCAGAUAUAUAGUGGACCUGUAUCUCAAUACGCCAGACAAAGCUGGGUUCGAGACGCCUCUCCACUUUGCGUGUAAAUUUGGCUGCCCGGAUGUGGUAAAUAUACUCUGUUCUCAUCCUGACAUCGACAAAAACUGCAAGAACAAGUACAACCAGAAGCCUUCUGAGGUUGUUUGUGAAAGAAUGAGAGAAAAGGGUAAAUGUCAGGAGAUCAGGCAGAAGAUAAAUGAGUAUUUAGAAGAUCGAUUAUACAUCCCGUUAUUGAGAGCCACAGAUAACUCCUCCCAGCCUGUGAUCGGUGCACCUUGGUCGCCUGAGCCAAUGGAAAACCUGUCACCACGGUUACCCAGAAGCCCAAAGGAUCCAAUUAUGGCAGUAAGGGCCUUUGCUGGGCCUUUAAGUCCAUCUAAAGCUGAUGAGUUCAGACGGGCGUGGAAAACACCUCCAAGAGAACGAGCAUAUAAUUUCCACAACAUUUUAAAGUCAGACCCUGACCGCGGUGCAGAAAGAGUUGGACGAGAUCUGGCCCAUGAGCUCGGUCACCCGUGGGCAGAAUACUGGGAUUUCCUGGAUAGUUUUGUCGAUUUGUCAUCUGCUCAGGGUCUGAAAGCCCUUGAAGAGUAUCUCAGUAAAAAGGACUUUAGGGAGCGCGCACACGAGAAGGCCGGAGAGAACGAAGCUAGCAACAGGUUUAAAACCCCAUCUCCAGGAAAACUCAAAAAGUUCUGUAACUCCAUCUCUGUUGGGGCAUUUCUGGAUGAGAGUGAGGACAUCAGUCUGGAAGAGAUCAAAAACAGGCAAAAUGCUGCUCUCACCAGCAUCUCUUCCGUCUGCUCUAAAGAUGGCCUGCAGGGGGCGGUAGGGGGAAUCGAGUUUCACAUCCUACCCAUUUCUCAUAAUGCUGAUCUUAUAGAGGCGGCGGCGGAGCAGGAUCUUUUGCUCUCUGAGAAAUCUUUAAUUUCAAGCAGUAAAAACGGCCUGUGUGAGCAUGGCCCCGGAGACAGGAAUCCGAACGGGGACAAAAUGUCCCCUCGUAUCUGCAGUGCCACAAAUUCAUGUAUGCUGUCACCUAUCUCAAACCUAAUGGCGGAGUUUGAAAGGAUGUCCCUACACGACGAUCUAGACAGGACCAACAGGGAGAGGAGAAGAAGCGGCGGCAAACGUUACAGGGACACCCAACCCAUAGAACUCACGUCUGGGUUGGGCCGCCUCUCGUUGUCGUCUGAAGAUGACUCUGUGUUUGAAAAAGGCAGGAUGUCGCAUUUACCAGCAGUGGAGAAGGAUGGAGUGGAGACCAGAAAUGAGGACGAUGCAAGGUCCAGUGCGAGUUCGGGAGAAUACUUUCUGGCCAGUGAGAGGCUCGAUUUUCUUAACAAACUGAGCGAUGAGUCGCCGGGAGGUGAGCGCACUAUCUGUGCCAGAUCAAAGUCAUGGGAUCAUGGGGGCAGAGACCUCAGCUCUUCAGGAUCCUCCAGCUCCUAUAGAUCUCUAGAUAGUUCUCAGGACUUCAUAUUGAGGACUCCUCCCAGAGUGACGAAAAGACUUUAUAUCGAAGGAGAUUCGCCCACUAAGUUGGACCGAGAGGUUUUGUUGGCUUUAGGAACAACAGAUGUUGACCCUUCGAAGUAUCCCAUCAUUCACAAAUGGAAGAGCACAGUUCAGACAUACUCUCAGUCAGACAUGCAAAGCUGGCAGACCCCCGCUGUGUGCAAAAGUAAUUUCAGGGCUCACUCUGUAACCCCUGGCUCCCCUGCAAGCAGUUUGAUGUCCACGGCGAGCCGUUUUAGCCCAGCCCGUCACCUGGGCUCUCCGGACUUCUGCAGCCCUGGACGCUACAGCCCCGCCCAUUCAAACUAUAGCCCCGUAAGCUACAUCCAACGGAUCCGCCUCAAACAUUUCGGUGACGCCCCCAUUUAACAAACACUCCCCGUCAUGUCCAACCUCACCCUGAAUUUCCACCAACUAGUAACUGCCUAAAAUAACAAACAUUACCGAGUACAGUGUGGCCUGUUUGAAAGGAUGCAAUGCAGCAGAGGUCAAAGAUGUCAUGAUGGAAGCUGGAGAGACAUUGGGAUCGGCUCAUACUGGACUCUUGUGCUGGUACGAUUUCAAAACAGGCUGUCUUUCAGUUUUCUUCAGGUUCUUGUGUAGAACACAACUAUAUGCACAUCCCCCAGGGGUUCCUGAAUCAUGAUGUGCAUAUUCAGUUCUCCUGUAAUGGUUGUAUAGACUUUUUCUAAUCUAAUCUUUGUUUUCUAGUUUCUUUCUUAUCUAUGUGUGUAUGUAUGCUUGGGAGAUUUAUCUGUGGAUUUAAUGGAAACUAAAUUGGGCAAAAUAAAUAAACACAGUAACCCAGAGCUAAAUUAAUAAUUUAGAAGUAAAUUAUUGAAUUACUUUUGUCAGUUAUUUGUCAGUAGCACAACAAAUACUCAUUCUUAAUGGGUAUUUCAUUGUUUUUAAGUAAAAAAGGUCAAUAGACUGCCAUAUGUUGUUUUUAUUCUUAAAUUGGGAAACCGCCUUAAAUUUCUAAAAAGAAGACCAAGUGAGCAAGUGUUCAUUUAUGCAUUGUUAAUAGCAGCCUUAUAUGUUGGGGUACAAUAUAAAAGAGAUCUAUAAAAGAAGGAAUGUGAAAUAUUCCCCUUUUUUAUUUGUUAACUUCAAUAAAUGUGGUAAUUUCUCAUUA